Messenger RNA from Pseudogymnoascus destructans, 1239 nucleotides. RefSeq lists its product as uncharacterized. Bases 1 to 1227 code for a protein of 408 amino acids. The transcript is spliced from 2 exons. Lineage: Eukaryota; Fungi; Ascomycota; Leotiomycetes; Thelebolales; Thelebolaceae. The record is from RefSeq and is a predicted model, not a curated record.
AUGGCGAGGUCGCGCUUUUGUCGCGCCGCGCCGCUAAAGCCGUGUUACAUCGGACUUAUCGGUCUAAAAUCUGAUCUGAUAAGAUUUAAUCCCCCCAGGUUUCCCAUCAUUACCAACUUCCACUUCAACAGCUCUACCAGUAGAACUUCCAAUUCAAUGUCUGUCCGGCCAAUACUGCGGCCGUCAUGGCGUGCACUAUCGAAGUUCCCAUCGAAACGCCUUAUGAGUCGACAUGCGCCGCCCUUCCCCACCAUUCCCUCAUGCCCCGCAGCGAAUUGCACCUGUGCGCCCAUGCCAGAAUUCCCAGAGGGACUCGAAAUCGACCAUAGCAAACCAUUGAAUGGGACAAUGGCACCAUAUGCUGAACAGCUCCUCGUCUGCACUGGGCAGCCAGACUGGGUCGGUCGCGUCGAGGAAGAAAGCGGCGGAGACAACCUCGUCGCUGAUGUAAAAGAGCUCGUCGGCCGAGGGGGCAUGUACUCCGACCCCUAUCACAACACUCCGUUAACAAACUCCUCAUUUCAACCCACGACACCACCACCAUACCUCCGAGAUGUCCCAACAACAUCUGCGUACCUCCUCCCGUCAUUCACAUAUGUCCCUCUCAUCCCCCGCUCCUUUGACGCCGUCCAAGCCCUCGUUAAAGGCUACCUCCUCCCCACCAAGCUCAACCCUGCCCACGAGGUCCUAUCGCCCAUCCACCAAGACCGGCUGAAGCGGUCGGAGGCAUACCAGGCGUUCCUGCCGCCUGCGCAGGAGGUCGAGGAUGUCCUGGUCCUGAUCUGCGGACAUGGGGGACGCGAUGCGAGGUGUGGCAUCCUCGGGCCGGUACUGGUGAAGGAGUUUGAAGGGGCAUUACCCAGAGCUGGGGUGGAGGUGCUGGUUGGUCCAGUGCCCCUGGCGACACCUUCGAAGCAACCCCGCGAAGCCAUCACUGGGCCUGGUGUGUCUGAGGAGGGCGAGGAGCUAGGGAUGAGCGCCAGAGUAGGGUUGAUUAGCCAUAUUGGCGGGCACAAGUUCGCGGGGAACGUGAUCCUAUAUAUCCCGCCCUCGGCGAAGUUAAAGGGAGGAGAUCCGCAUCCGCUGAGGGGCAUGGGUAUUUGGUAUGGAAGGGUUGAGCCGAAGCAUGUGGAGGGUAUUAUAACUGAGACGCUAGGGGAGGGCAAGGUAAUCAUGGACUUGUUUAGAGGGGGGGUGGAGAAGGGGAAGGGCGUGUUGCGGUUGUAGAUGUAUUAAGAG